Macrosiphum euphorbiae (potato aphid) is the source of this 438-nucleotide messenger RNA. The record is from the annotation of a GenBank genome assembly. Lineage: Eukaryota; Metazoa; Arthropoda; Insecta; Hemiptera; Aphididae.
AUGUCGAUAGAAAAUCUAAAAAAUGGUGGCAUAGGUUAUGUCUGGGGUAUUAUGGAUAUAGUUUUUGUCAAUUCUUUUGUUAUAAAUAAUGAACUUAACAAUUCAAAAUUAACUGUCAAACAAUUUCGACGAUCUGUAGCUCAAGGGUUAAUUGUAUUGAAUAAAUCUGGUCAAAAAAGAAAUUUCGACGUAUCCCCAAGUACCCAAAAAAAUAGUUUGCAACCAAGAAGGGGCAAACAAUUAUAUUCUAUACCUUUAGAUGUUAGAAUAGGUAACUUGGGAGCACACUGGAUAGAAUAUUCUAAAACUAGGGGUAGAUGUGAAGUGUGUAGCAAAAAAAAAAUUGAAUCCAAACCGUUCAGUAAAUGUCCCACAUGUAAAGUUUUUUUAUUGCAAAAUGAAAAAAAACCAUGUUUCAAUGAAUACCAUGCAAAAUAA